Messenger RNA from Oncorhynchus kisutch (coho salmon), 2334 nucleotides. RefSeq names its product RIO kinase 1 (yeast) (gene riok1). The transcript is spliced from 17 exons. The coding region runs from base 141 to 1796 and encodes 551 amino acids. Lineage: Eukaryota; Metazoa; Chordata; Actinopteri; Salmoniformes; Salmonidae. The record is from RefSeq and is a predicted model, not a curated record. Gene Ontology annotation, molecular function: protein serine/threonine kinase activity; ATP binding.
GGCGGUAAUGCAGCAUUUAUUGGAUGCCAACCCGCUGUUAAACCUCGUCGAAGAAGAAGAAAAAUAGAAGGAAGUGUGUAGAAACAGACGAGCUGCAUACACGAGUUGUAAUUCACAUUGGAGUGAAAUACAGAAUUGAAAUGUCCAUGGCCCAGAUUGUACCAGGACAGUUUGAUGAUGCGGACGAAUCAAACAGUGUUGCCAUCACCCAACCAGCUGAGGAGAUGCUUGCAAUAGAGGGCCAGGUCAGUGGAGUUAGCCUGGAAACACCAUAUCAUGAUUUGCGUGAAUAUGAUGAUGAUGAGGAGGAGGAGGAGGAAGAAGAGGAGGAUGAUGAUUGGGACUGGAAUGAGACUGGGGACUUGACAAAACGCUACAUGGCUAAUAGAACAGGAAUGAAUCACCAGGCAAAUAAACAAAAUCUUAGUAACAAAUCACAGAAACUGUCAACCCCCACUGACAAGGCACUGAGGAAGUUUGAACACAAAAUUAAUUUAGAUAAGCUCAACUAUGCUGACUCUGUGAUCAACAAAGUGACCGUGAUGCAGAAACAACAAAAUGCUGACACGUUUCGAGUGAAAGACAAAUCUGAUCGGGCUACAGUUGAGCAGGUGUUGGACCCGCGGACGCGAAUGAUUCUGUUUAAGAUGCUCAGCAGGGGUGUCAUUUCAGAGAUCAAUGGAUGUAUCAGCACAGGCAAAGAGGCAAAUGUUUACCACGCAACCACUGCCAAUGGUGAGAGCAGAGCCAUCAAGAUCUACAAGACCUCCAUCUUACUGUUCAAGGACCGUGACAAAUAUGUUAGUGGAGAAUUCAGGUUCCGCCAUGGCUACUGUAAAGGAAACCCCAGGAAGAUGGUGCGAACCUGGGCCGAGAAGGAGAUGAGAAACCUCAUCAGGUUGCAGACGGCAGGCAUCCCGAGUCCGGAGCCAAUCAUGCUGCGUAGCCACGUGCUCCUCAUGAGUUUCAUCGGUAAGGAUGACAUGCCUGCUCCUCUGUUGAAGAACGCUUCCCUGUCCGAGUCCAAAGCACGUGAGCUGUAUCUCCAGGUGAUACACAACAUGAGGGUUAUGUACCAGGAGGCCCGGCUGGUCCAUUCAGACCUCAGUGAGUUCAACAUGCUGUACAACGACGGUGACGCCUACAUCAUUGACGUGUCCCAGUCUGUGGAGCACGACCACCCCCACGCUCUCGAGUUCCUGCGCAAAGACUGUACCAAUGUCAAUGACUUUUUCCUGAAGCGAGGUGUAGCGGCGAUGACUUUGCGCGAGCUCUUUGAGUUCGUCACCGAUCCCUCCAUCACCAGCAGCAACAUCAACCUCUACUUGGAAAAGGCGAUGGACAUUGCUUCCGAGAGGACGGCAGAGGAGAGGUCCAAUCAGGAUAGUGUGAAUGAGGAGGUGUUUAAGAACGCGUACAUCCCACGCACACUUACAGAAGUGAGCCACUACGAACGUGACGUGGAUGCCAUGAAAGACCACGAGUCCUCGCACAACAUGCAGAAUGACAACAUCCUCUACCAGACAGUGACGGGCCUGAAGAAGGAUCUGUCUGGAGUUCAGACAGUACCUGCCUUGCUCCAGGACUGUGAUGUAGAGGAGAGCUCAAGUUCAGAGGAUGAAGAUGAAGAUGAGGAUGGUGGCAAGCAGGAGUCUGUGGGAGAGGAGUCUCAGAUUGACAAGAAGGAGAUGAAGAAACUGGCCAAGGAGGCCCAGAGGGAAAAGAGAAAAAACAAAACACCGAAACACGUGAAGAAGAGAAAGGAGAGGGUUUCAAAGAUGAAGAAAGGCAAAUGAGUGGACCCAGUAAUCAAGAAUACACCAGACCUAAACAUGAACUUUUAUCCCAGUGACUUCAUGAACUGAUGUAAACCUCCAUGCUCAACAAACACAGGCCUUCAGUAACACUGUAGUGAAACUGGUGAACAGUUGUGCAGUAUUAGGCCACACUAACAGACAGUGAAAAAAAUAUGACAUGUUUAUUAUAUAAGAAGUAUGUGGGCAAAAUAUUGUUGACCAUGUCAGGUGUCAUGCACAGUGUUUUAGUGUUUUAUGAUAAUCGCUAUAGAAAAGCAGUUCAAUUAAAUGUGAAAAAAUAUAUAAAUACACAAGUCUAAAUGAAGUUGUACUUUAACUUGAAACAUUUUACCAAAGAGGUUAAGGCUCUUCUAUGUACAGUUACUACAACAGCUUGCAGGGCAGGUGCUCCUAAUGGUCUGUACUAAAAGCUAGUCAUUUGGAAUCCAAAAUAACUACAUGAAAAUUGUGGCUUGCAGCCAGUCCUCACAUUGUAUAGGGAUGGAAAUAAUUAAACAUUAUUUACCAUGAAAUACUU